UUUUACACCUGUUGGUUGUUUGGGAUGUAAAGUUUAAAUUAUAUUUUUGUACUGUAUGGUUAAGUCCUAUAAGUUUUUACUUUCAUUGUUAACUCUAUAUAAAGUAAUUGCUCGAUUUUUAUACAAAUAAAAUAAAUAAAAAGAAUUCUUUUACGUCUUCUGUCUGGCUUCACGAAAAGAAGCCAUCAAUAAAAUUAUAAAAAAUGGACAAAUUAAAGAAAGCUCUAAGUGGUGAUGAUGUUGAUGAAGAACAGGGUAUUAUGCACCAAGUGAUUGAUGCUUCAUCAUUAAGUUGGUCAACUCGAAUAAAGGGUUUCAUUAUCUGCUUUGUUUUAGGUUUUGUGUUUUCCAUUUUGGGAUCUGCUCUUCUUGCCCUUCCUAAAGGAUUAAUCCUUUUUGGAAUAUUUUACUCUUUAGGAAAUAUAACUGCUUUGGCCAGUACAAUGUUUUUGAUGGGACCAUGGAAUCAAUGUCAAAAAAUGUUUGCUCCAACCAGAAUUCUUGCUACAAUAGCAAUGUUGGGUUUUCUUCUACUGACACUUCUAGCUGCAUUUUUGUGGAAGAAAACUGGACUUACUAUUGUUUUCUGUAUUUUCCAAUUUCUGUCCAUGACUUGGUAUUCAUUAUCAUAUAUCCCAUAUGCAAGGGAUGCUGUUCUCAAAUUUUUCCAAUCUUGUGUGUCAUAAUUAUGUUCAGUCUUAAAGGUCUGUCAUCCUUUUUUGUACAUGUGUUUGUGUGUGUUUGUAUUUGGAAACAUUCAUGAUUCAAUUCUUAUAUUUAAAUAUAAACUUUUUUCUAUUUCCUAUGCUUAAGUGUAGGCCGUGUUAUUUAUUAGAAAAAUGUCAAAACUAUUGUUAGCACAUGCUCACAAAGCAGCAUUGAUGGUGAAGAUUUUUUAUAUAAAAUCACACAUCAUAUUCAAUCAAUUUUACUACAAAUUCAUUGAUUUACAAAAAUUGUAUUUUUGAUAUAUUUGUAAAAUUCUUCAGAUAUUUGUAUGCCUGAAAAAUAUUUGAAGAUUUAUAUCUAUAAUCCUUUUUAUAAAAUGUAUGCUUGACUUUUUUUUUAUUGCUUUUGUUAUUAAUUUGUAUGCAUAUAUAUAUAUAUAAGAACACUAUUUAAAUAUUUUUGCAUUCUACAGAAAUGCCAUUUAAGGCUUUUCCUCCCAAUUUAACUUGAAUAUUUUAAUACUUAUAAUCUUAUAUGUGUUUCGCUUAUAAUGAACCAAUUUUGUAUCUAAACUACUGUUACUAAAGGAUCUGUAUGGAAUCAGAUAGUUUAACAUUGAUAGUUUUAUAAACAUUAACUAUAUUCUUCUUUGUGUAUUUUAAGAUAAGAAAAAGUUUUAAUGAUUCUAUUCAAUAUUGUAGAAUUUCUAAAUGAAAUCAAAAUUAUUUUGAAGUUUAGUGAUCUUGGUACAUCCAUUAGUUUACUUUCUAAUAAACCUUGAAAAUUAUUGAGUACAAAAUCAGUUUGUGAAAUAUAUGGAUCUUCUGAAAGUAGAUGCAUUUUUAAAAAUGUGGUUCAUCUUUUCUCUUUAUCUAUAAAACUAUAGCUCUGCUUUAGUGUUAUUACUUUGUAUAUAUACAAAUUUCUAUAAUGAUAAUUUUUUUUUUUUUUUGGUACUUGUUGCUGUUGCAAGGAAUAUUUUAAAUAACUUUAAUCAUGAGCACAAGUUGCUUCCUCUUAUGAAAUGCUAAAUUUUGAAUCGCUGUGAUCAUUUUAUUUCUCAAAAAUUUAAUGACAUACAAAUAUUUUUAUGAAACUUUCUGAAUCAGGUUAAAGAAAUGUUUUCCGUCCAAUUGUUGGUAAUAUUGAGAGAUUGUUAUAGUAGUAAAUUAGGCCUGAUUGGUUUAUGCUGCAUAUUCUAUUGCUGUUAAAGAGAUUAUAUAUUCUUCUACUGAAUAAGAAUAUUUCUCUAAUAAGAUGUGAUAUGACAUAUAAAACUUUGCAUCCCCUGUUUCAUAAAGAUAUAUGUUUGCUUUUAUUCAAUGUAUUUUUCUUGACCAAUCAACUUUUGUACCUAGAUUUGAAAUUUAUCUAAAGUUUCUUAAAACAAAAAAUUUUUGUGGAAGCGACAUAUUAUUACUUUUUUUAUAUAAAAAGAAAGAAAGAAAGAAAAUUAUAUUGCCAAGAUUGUCUAGCAUGAACAACUUUUUAUAAUAAUUACUGAAACUUGAAAGAAAUUUGUGGAUUUAGAAUGUAAAUCAUGUCUUAUAUUCAGUGUUUGAUACAUUCUUAAUUUUUAUACACUACACUUUUAGAUAAAUUUUAUAAAUUUAAAUGGUGAAAUAUUGUUUAACUCUGUAGAAAGUAUUUUCAUAUGAAAGAAUAUUUCUACAGCAUAUUUGAAACAACAUUUUCCCUUAUUAUUAUAUUAUAUAUGUGUAUGAGAAAGUUUAUUUUUUCUAUUGAUUUUUGACAGGAAAUUUUUGCCAACAUGCUAUUAUAUAAAAAGUGCAAUAUAUUCUUUUUAUUCUGAAUUAUAGACUUCACAUCAUAUUUUCACCUGUUUCGUCUUCUAGUCAUAACCUUGAGAAAAAUCCUUAAAACUUCUUUGCUUGAAAAUAUGUUUUUAUAUCCAGGAUUCCUCAAAUGCACAAUCAUAAUACUUACAUUAAUUAGCUAUUAUUAGUGGCUAAAUUAUUUAUAAUAAUUUAUUCAAAAGCUUAAAAGAAUAAUUUCUCUUAGACAUCAAAAUAGCUGGGGUAAAUUUGAUUAGAAAUUUUGGUAACUACAGCUUUUAUGUUACAAAACCAUUUUAAUCACAAAAUUCUGUAUAAUGCAUAAAAAAACAUAUACAACUUUUUAAUAUACAUACUAAACUUAAGUAAAAAUAAAUAUUACCCAAUAUAUCCCUAAUAAGGUUUUAAUUUAGAUUGCAUCUCAAAAUUAACACUGAAAUAAAUUUGGAAAUUUAUUAUACUGAGCUAGUGAAGAGAUAGAAUUUUUUGAAAAUGUUUGAUUAUUAUUCUUAAUUUCAAAAUGUUAUACACUGUUAUAAAGUUUUUAUAUAAAAUUGUAUACAAAAUCAUGUAAAAAUAUAUUAUAUAUGUUAUAUAAAAAUUUAUUGAUAUAUAUAUAUAUAUUUAAAGAAAUUGAUUGUAAGAUAUAUGCAAAAUCAGUUGUGAAGGUUUUGAAAAAUCAGUUUUUAUUGGUGUACAAUGUUUAAAUGUUAUUAUUUCUCCUGUAUCAUAUCUUCAGCUUUUCUCCUUCUCAGGCAGAAACAAAAAAAAAUUCUGUACUUUCAUACCCUCUCAGAAAAAUUUGAAAUAGUGAUUGCAAGAACACAUAAAUUUGAAAAGUAGAAAUUAAAUUGUAAUAAGUAAAUAGAAGUCCACUAAAAGAAGUCAUUUAACAUAUUAUUAAUGGAAUCUUUUUUGCAUAAAUAAUUUUCAUAAUUACUUUUUGCUAAUAAAUGCUAAAAAAUAUGGGUUGAGGAUAAUCCCUUGUGAGAAUAUACAAGAUUUCACUUUAUUUCAGAGUAUUUUAUUUCCACUCACAACACAUAAUUAAAAAACCCCAAUUUAAUUAAAUAUUUUUAUUGCCUUAUCAUUUAAUAUAUUUCUCUCUGCUAUUCAAAAUUCAUCUUUUUCUGAAAAUUAAAAUUUUUAAAAGUAAUUUUAUACUGAAAAGAAUUCUGAAAUUCCUUAUUUCUUAUUCUGGAAAUUUGAGUGAAAAAGCAUAUCUGUUUAAAAAAAGAUCAUAUAUUACCCACAAUUUCAUCACCAGUUAUUAAAAAAUAUUAUAAAAAAUAACAUGUUUUUAAGUGUAAAAGAAAUUUUUAAAAAUCUCAUUUUGCAACAAUGCAAUCUCAGUCUCAUUGUUGUGAAUAAAAAGACCCACCUUGAAAUGGUUUCUAUUUAUGUUAUUUGAAUAAAUUAGUUUUUUUUUCUAAAGUGUGUUUAUAAUUUAUUUAAAUCAGAAAAUAAUUUUUAAAUGUACAUUUGCAGUAAAAAGAGCAGCAUUAAAUGUGCAGUAAAAAGAGAUUACUUUAGUAUUUUUAGUCAUAUUCUAGAAUAUUUGUAAUUUAAUUAUUUUAUAUGUUUUCAUUCAUUUUAAUUGCUUCUGUCUAGUAUAGUAGUCACUGAUUUUUAAAGUGUUAUGGUAGUAAUUCUAUGCAUUUCAAAAGGCUUCAUUCUGCAUUGUUUACUUUAUUAAGACAAUCGUGUUCAGAAUUUCUCUGGUUCUUUUUGUUGUUUGUGUAAUAUUUUGUAUAAAUUGGUUUUGUUCUGUAUUACUAAUUUGUUUUACUUACAGAAAAUGUUGAUUUGAACAAUUAUUUGAUCAGCACUGAUUAUAAUAUUGAAUAAAAGUUUGAAAUAUU
Molecule: messenger RNA, 4327 nt
Organism: Argiope bruennichi
Lineage: Eukaryota; Metazoa; Arthropoda; Arachnida; Araneae; Araneidae
Product: vesicle transport protein SFT2A-like
Exons: 9
Coding region: 204-686 (160 amino acids)
Biological process (GO): vesicle-mediated transport
Cellular component (GO): membrane
Source: RefSeq, a predicted model, not a curated record